Molecule: messenger RNA, 1143 nt
Organism: Lathyrus oleraceus (garden pea)
Lineage: Eukaryota; Viridiplantae; Streptophyta; Magnoliopsida; Fabales; Fabaceae
Product: NADH--cytochrome b5 reductase 1
Exons: 9
Coding region: 58-948 (296 amino acids)
Biological process (GO): electron transport chain
Molecular function (GO): cytochrome-b5 reductase activity, acting on NAD(P)H
Source: RefSeq, a predicted model, not a curated record
AAUGUAUAUAUAAAGCAUGGUGUUGUUGAUUAACCAAUUAGUAAAUUUCCUUACAAAAUGUUGGAGUUACCAUUCAACAUGACACUUAGUUUCCCUACAUUGUUUUUCAAGUCCUUACCUUUUGCUAAGGACUUGGAGCCUGAAUUAUUGAAUGCCUCCAUUGCUCUUGUUGCUGCUGGUCUUACUGCUGCUUAUAUUUACUACCGCAAGAAACCCAAAGGUUCCCUGGACCCAAAAAAUUUCAAAGAAUUCAAACUUGUAAAGAAGACACGGAUCAGCCCCAAUGCUGCAAGAUUCAAAUUUGCCCUUCCUACUCCUAAGUCGAUAUUGGGUCUUCCUGUUGGAAAAAACAUACUUGUCAGAGGAAGAGAUAGCGAAGGAGGUGAAGUUAUGAGGUCAUAUACUCCAAUCACAUUGGAUUCAGAUGUAGGCUAUUUUGAAUUAGUUGUAAAGAUGUACCCAUACGGAAAGAUGUCACACCAUUUUAGGCAAAUGAAGGAAGGUGACAGCUUGGCCGUGAAGGGCCCCAAGGGACGUUUCAGUUACAAAGUUGGCCGGGUUAGGGCAUUUGGAAUGAUUGCUGGAGGUUCAGGCAUUACCCCAAUGUUUCAGCUCAUAAGGGCCAUACUAGAAAACAAAAAGGACAAAACAAAAGUCUACCUCAUUUACGCCAAUGUGACAGUGGAUGAUAUCCUACUAAAGGAAGAACUUGAUCGCUUUGCAAACACAUUUCCUCACAGAUUCCAUGUCUAUCAUGUUCUUAAUAAGCCUCCCAAUGAAUGGAAUGGUGGCGUUGGGUACAUAUCAAAGGAGAUGAUUGAAUACCAUUGUCCAGCACCUGCCUCGGAUAUCCAGAUACUUAGGUGUGGUCCACCACCCAUGAAUAAAGCCAUUGCAACUCAUCUUGCUGCACUUGGAUACACAUCAAAGAUGCAGUUUGAGUUCUAAUAACACUUCAAUUUAAUUUUUCUCACAUUCUUGCAACACUUUUUAUUGCCUUUUACUAUCAUAUUUGUAUGUGUGUCAAAUUUCAAGAAUAAAAAACCAAUAAGGACAAUUAUUGAUCAGAGUGAAGGUAAUGUAACUUUGAGCUAAGAUCCUGCUUCUAUUUGCCAAAUUCGUAUGAAUUAAAUGUUCUUUUGA